Molecule: messenger RNA, 5882 nt
Organism: Anneissia japonica
Lineage: Eukaryota; Metazoa; Echinodermata; Crinoidea; Comatulida; Comatulidae
Product: vitellogenin-4-like
Exons: 26
Coding region: 137-5356 (1739 amino acids)
Biological process (GO): lipid transport
Molecular function (GO): lipid carrier activity
Source: RefSeq, a predicted model, not a curated record
UAUUGGCUCUUUGAUCAGCUUAUCGCAUUUCAGAAACCUUUCCAUAUAAAGUGAUUACCGCCCUGGAACUUCACAUUUUGCCCACAGCGGCGCACAGUUUUGUUUUAUUACAUUUAACAGAACCUGGAUCUUCAGGAUGUUGAAAUUCACUGUCAUCGUCCUACUAUCAGCUGCUUUUGCAUAUGGACAACAAGAACAAUUUAGUCCUGACAAGUUAGUGCGAUAUGACUACGAGGGACAGUUAUUGACUGGAAUCCCAGGGACAAGUCAAGAAUACGCCGGCUUAAAGAUCAAGUGUAAAAUUCUAUUACAGUAUGAUCUGGAUGUUGUUCGUAUGUUGUUAAGCGAAGUUUCUUUAAAACACUUGCAACAGAAAUUGGAACAACCUCUGAAGAAGCAGACUGACAGUAACUUUGUCGAUUUAUCCGAGAAAGAACUUCGAAAGCUGACAGCUGAGCUCCAGAAACCUAUUCAAUUUCAAUAUCGUGCAGGCUUAAUUUCUGAGAUCGAGGCCUCGGGUAACGAGCCCCAGUGGUCUAUCAACAUGAGACGUGGUAUACUGAAUUUACUUCAAGUCAAUUUAGAAGGCGGCGAUAGCACUGAUAAUCCUAUUAAUGUCAACAAAAUCAAGAGAGAUGAACUCCAACAAGACAGACUUUUCAGUGUCAUUGAGGAAGGAGUCAGUGGAGAGUGUGAAUCUCAAUAUGUCAUCAAACCAUGGACAUCAAUCCCAGAAUACAACAAUGGACAACUAACAGAAAUAUUCAGUGGCUAUAACGUUACAAAAGUGGUCAACUAUGACAACUGCGUAGAUCGAAGCAUGUCUAGUACAGCUGUGAUGCGGGGUUUUAAGUGUGCACUUUGCGAAAACCAGAAGCUGUUGAGGUCAAAUGGACUCAUUCGACUGAACAUCACCAGAGCCCUUGAUGAUGUCGUAAUCGAUUCAGUUGUUGCCGAGGGCCAGCAUGUUUUCACUCCUUACAGUACUGAGGAUGGAGGCAUCGUUACUUUCAUUAACCAAACGUUGAAGCUUGUUUCUUUAGAACGUGAGGUCAUUCCAGUGGAGCAAUUAAUUCAAGAACCAGAAAACAAACAGCUGAAAGGUGGACUCAAAUUUGUCUUCCAAACGAUUGGAGAUCAAGUGACACCCAGUGUUGCCUCAGAUGUAGUAACAGAAAAAGAGGUAACGUAUCUGUUGAAGUUAUUGGUCGGAAAUGUUCUCGAAGAUGAGUUGACAGAAACUACUCCAGGUCUUUUCCUGCAGUUGGUCCAACGUCUCAAAAAGUGCUCACAAGCACAGUUAGAGGAUCUCGUGAAAGUAUUUAGUAAAGAAAAGCCUUUAUUCAGGGAACAAAAAGAAGUUACAGACAAAGCAGUAUACGAGAUGGAGAGGAUGAUGUUCAUAAAAUCAAGGAAGUUCCUUCGCGAUGCUCUUCCUCUUGUUGACACCAAAGCUGCCCAUACCUUGAUCAAAACACUCAUUGAGGAAAAGGAAAUCUCUGGCGACGAUGCUCAGCAAAUUUUAGCUUCCUUAGCUCUAACGCAAAAACCAACGCAAUUAUUUGUUAAUUCAACUAUGGAACUUUGUAAGAGUGAAGCUGUGAAAGAGGACGUUCAGCUGAAUGGUACAUGUCUACUCUCAUUUGGGUCUCUUGUAAACACAAUCUGUAAUGGUCAAGAGCAGGUUAUCAAAUGCCAACCAUGGGUAAAGGAGCACUAUAAACAGUUUCUUCUGGCUGGAAUAAAAAAAACCGAGCUUAACCAUGUUAAGCAGAUUUACCUGAAAGCUAUUGGUAAUGCUGGGUUGAUAGAGACACUUGACAAGUUAAAACAGUUGAUUGAGAACAACGAGGCUGAAGUUGAACUUAGAGUUAACGCUGUAUACGCUCUACGACGUCUCACAAUCACACAAUCAAGCAAGAUCAGGACAAUUCUCAUCCCAGUUUUCUUGAAUCAAACCAAUGCCGCCGAGUUGCGAAUCGCUGCCUACUACAUCGUAAUGGAGACUAAGCCUAGUCUAGCAGUUGUCGAAAUAAUUACAGAGGCUCUCCGUAAAGAAACCAACAACCAGGUCGGAAACUUCGUAUUUUCUCAUCUGACCAGCGUCAGCAACUCGACAAUACCAUGCCAUCGUAAUGUUUCUCUGGUUGUAAAACAAGCCCUUCGAUUUGCUAAGCCAUAUAACCUCGGUGCACAGUUCUCAAAACACAUUGUCAUCGGGAAAAUGUUGGAGGAUCUGAAACUUGGUGCCUUCUUGGAGUUAAACCACAUUGGUCAAAAGGAUUCUCCAUUUCCGCUGUCCGGAAACACCAAACUUAGUGUCAACAUCUUAGGGUACCAGACUAGUCUUGUUGAAGCUGGAUUGCGUAUGGAGUCUCUUCGCUACAUUAUAGACACCGCUCUCGGUACCACCGGCGAAAGUAGUCCUGCCAAUGAUGUAAUAGAUAAAUUGCUUCCCAUUAAAAAACGUGACAAAGAUCAAGAUCCGAAAUUAUUCAGCUACUUCAAACUUUUUGGAAACGAAAUCCACUUUGCUUCUCUUGACAAGCUGAUCAUCGAUUCUUUUAUCAAAAGAAGUAAGAUUAGAAAAGCAUUUAGUGUAGGUAAAGAAAGUGUUGGUGUUGAAAUGGAAAUGAAGACCAAAAGGAUCCCGGUUACCAGUGUACCGUCUGCUCCCAGAUUCCCGCUCUCGGGGCCAGUUGACUUCAAUAUUACUACACGCAGUGGAAUCGACAGACCUGAACAAUAUUUGUUCGACUUAAAACUGUCAACUGUAAACGUUUCGUCAAAGUUCAUCAAAGACUCAAUGAAGAUGAAUAAAUUCCGACAAUGGAUCACAUCCAGCUCGAGUAGUUCAGAGGAGAUGGAGCCGAAUAGCGUUGAGGCUAGUUGGGGACUGAACAGCAGAAGCCACGAAGUAGAAUGGGCUUUUGUUCCCGCUUGGGAAGAGCGUAUUAAGGAAGCUAAGCAAAACAGUAUGGGCAAAGACCUUUCUAAGAGUCGUAGUGGAAGCCUGGAGCUUGAUGAUAUGAAACUGAGUAGAAGCCACGAAGAAAACACCGAAUCAAGAUUGGCUACCAGAGCGGUUUUGACGAUUGUUGGUAAUAAUGCAGAGGGAAGUACAGAUACUUCGAGACGCAAGAUAGUUACGGAACUACUAAUCAAUCAUAACGAAGAAGGAUUCAAGAGCGCCACAUUAGAACUUAUACAGUCCCCUAUUAAAGCUGGAUCCGAUCGUUCAUUUAUGAUGUGUAUGCAGAGUGAAAUAUUAUUUCCAGUUCCAGAUUUUGUUCUUCCAAAUCAGUUGCGAAAACGCCAAGACAGUGUGUUUAAUCGCUUCGGAAGACCGAGUCGCUAUUUUACAGAGGGAAAAUCCUUUUCUGAUGAAGGCAGCGAUGCGUCCACAUCCCAUUCUGGUCAAGCUGACUCCGUGUCUAACCUAAAGUCCGGUGAAUCAUGGUCUAGCUCAGAGUCUGGAGCUUCUGGCAAGCUGAGCGUUUCAGAUUCCAGUGAGGAACGGGUAGUGAAACACCUAAGCCUGGAGGAUAAAGUUCGAAUUAUGACCAAACAGAUCCGUAGCAAGUUAAACCUUCAGUGGGGAGUUAGCUGUCAAAAUGAUAAGAAACUCGAAAUUAAGGCCCGCUUUGAACAAAGCAAGAAACAACUAGAAGAGUUGAAGGACAAACAAAAUCCAGUACUGAUCCAGUGUAACAAAGAUCGUGAGAGUGGUCUCCGUUACAGUCCUGCCUGCUUAGAGAUAAUCCAACAGGAAAAUGAACUCCGAGAAAUGCACGUGAUGAUCACUUACGAUAACUUGCCGCUGUGGCUGAAGAAGCUGUAUUCUAAAUCUGUACUCCUUCUUGAAAAAGCAACAAUGGAUAAGUUAGUGAUCGAGAAUGUGGGGCAGAAAAACAAAGGAGGAGAGGUUUUGAUUUCUGGAGCUCUUGACAAAACAAAAACCAAGAUGGAUUUGGCUAUCAGGCACCCAUUCGAGACACUCAGAUGGCAUGACGUGCCACUUCCUGUUCACAUUGAACCAUUUUCAGCACGUUAUCCUCUUUUCAGUCAGUACAAACAGACGCUGACCAACAACAAUUUCCCACCUACUUGUAAAGUCGUGAAGGAUCAAAUCAAAACUUUUGAUGACCUUUCUUACAAAUACAACAUCACCACGUGUCCCCACGUCAUUGCAAAGGACUGCUCCUCAUCUGAACGCUACACCGUCACAGCUCGUCAAAGCCCAGGCCAGCCAGAAAAGAAAGAAGUUAAGAUUAUAUCAGAAGGCAAGACCAUAGAGCUCAAACCACUUAGUGAUAUUGAAAUCACCGUCAGUUUGGAUGGAGUUCCUCUCAAGAUCAAAGAUAACCAGAAGAUACUUAUUUUCAGCAAAGGUUCCAAGCGGGUAGAGGCAAUCUUUCCUCACAUGGAUAAGAUAGAUGCUUUGACGAAACAUCCAUCUGAGUCCCUCAGUGCUUCAGCGAGCAGCGAAGAGCGCCAUAUCGCUGACAUCAUGGACGAGGAACUUGCCAAAAUCAAUGUCUCUCUGACGCUCCCCAACGUAACAGUCAGCCCGCGUCUAACUUUAGGGGGACUCAAGCCAUCGACCGAUAAACCUAGGCCAUCAGAAGAGGGAUUAAAGUCAAAGGAAUCAAAGUCGAAGGAAUCAAAUUCGAAGGAAGUUGAUUCAUUGAGCAUGAGCAGAGAACAGCACGAGGAACGUGAAAUUGAUAUCGAAGAACGGAAAUACUGGCAAGAUUUUAGGCAUCGAAUGAAAACCAUGACAGCAGUAGACAGACCUAAAAGUGGUCGAGUUACUCAUGUCAUCAGAAGAAUGAAUGAAACAAUUGAAGUUGAGUGCGUUGCAGUUGGACUUAAAGUGAAAUACAACCAAAGAUACAUCAAAACACAGGUUUCUCCGUGGUACCAUGGGCUGCAAUGUGGUCUCUGUGGUGAAUAUGAUGGCGAGAAAACCAACGAUCUUGUAGGCCCAGAACAGUUAGCUUACCGUGACAGUCAAAUCUUUGGAAUAAGCUACCGUGUCCGAGAUGCUAAUUUGUGUUCACUCGACCCCGAAGUAGCCAACUGUCUUCCGAAGAUGAAAACCAUUGUCAUAGAUGACGUCGUAAUCGACAAUAUUGGAUCUACCUGUUUCUCCAAGAUUCCGGUGCCGAAGUGCGACUGUACCCCAACUGAGAUAAAACAGGAACUAUUGGAGUUUGCCUGUAUGGAGAAGGAUAGUGAUGAAUCGAUUCAGUUAAAGCAAAGGGUUGCUUCAAACCUUAUUGUCACUGAGGUGUCCAAACUAAAAACGGAUUUCGUUUCAUUGACUGACAGUCACCUUAAAUGCAGUCAAUAAAAUUAUAACUAAAAUAAAACACCGAAAUUUAUGAUUUCUCCUUACGUAUAGCUUCCCGUUGUGUAGAGUUAGCUUUAACUUGUCAACUAUCAGAAAUUUUUAAAGACAUUUACACGAAACGUUGGUUACAUUCGGUUUUACCUUACAACCAUUUUAUCUUUCUUUUCUGUUCAAACUGAAGUUCAAUUGGAUGGCGUAUUUCUAAGAAAAUGAAAAAUUUCUGUCAAAUAAUUUAUUAAAAUUUAAAUUUAAAAUUCUACAAUAAAAAACAUGAUGAAUAAAAUGUGUAACCGCGUUAGUCUGCUAUAGAACAAUAUAAAAGAAAUGGCAACAGCACUUUUAAGACUAAAUUGUAUAAAAGUUAAUCUCUGAUCCAGGCUUAUGCAUAUUAUGUUAUUCUUGUAAUAAUCUAAUCCCAUAUAGAUUUGUAGUUAAUUGUUAUUUUCAUAUUUAAAUAAAAAAAAUGAAUAGGAAGCACUUUUUUGACUAAUGAUGAAUUUUAUUUCACAAGCUUUCGCCCCAGUCA